Molecule: messenger RNA, 2585 nt
Organism: Tripterygium wilfordii
Lineage: Eukaryota; Viridiplantae; Streptophyta; Magnoliopsida; Celastrales; Celastraceae
Product: RNA polymerase I-specific transcription initiation factor RRN3
Exons: 16
Coding region: 299-2179 (626 amino acids)
Biological process (GO): transcription initiation at RNA polymerase I promoter
Cellular component (GO): nucleus
Molecular function (GO): RNA polymerase I core binding; RNA polymerase I general transcription initiation factor activity
Source: RefSeq, a predicted model, not a curated record
ACCCUCUUCUAGUCUUCUGCUGCGCGACUUCACCUUCCAACUGCAGAUGCUUUGAACCCUAAAAUUCGCAUACGUAUGUUCUUCGCUUGUUGCGCUGGGGAUUCGACUCGGUUCUGUGCUAUUCACUUCAAACACUUGUUCUAUUCUUUGCUGUCGCUUGUUCUAGUCUCUGCUGCAUUCUAGAGGUGUUCCUGUUCGUCGGUUGUUCUAGUCUGCUGGUCGACUCAGACCUGGUGCUUUUACACUUUUGGAGGGGGAGAGCAAAUUUGGUUCUCUAGUCGGUCAGCUUCAGAAGGCCAUGCGUAUUGAAAUAGCUGAUUACAAUCCAAGAUUUCACGAAAUGGAUGAUAUUGAUUACAGUGAAACUGAAAUUGUCAAAUAUGUUAAGGAGGCGCUUGCAUCAGUUCGAUUGGGUGAUAGAGAGAAUUACGAUCAUCUUGUUGGGGUUUUGCAUCAUAAGGAACGUCGUGCUCCUGAUGAGGUUGCCUUGCUUGUGACAAGUUUAAAGGCAUUAUCUGGAGCGGUUUCUCAUAUCGACAUGAUUUGCCACAGCUCUCUUCUUUCGUCUAUUUUUGGAAUGAGCAUGUGGAACUAUGGCCCUGAUAUGUUGGAUGCAUUGCUUGAACUGGUUAUAUCCCUGGCUGCUUCUAAUGCAAAACUUUUGGAUUCAUGCUUGGAUAUGCUUGUAAGCAAUUUCAUGCCACCUUACUAUCUCCUGGAUGCACUAAAGGAGCCUCGUGGUCUUGCAAAAAAGGAGCAAGUUCUUUCUCGAGUCCAUACGGCUUUAAAAGAUAUUGCUGCUUUGGUUCCUCUUGUACCCAUGAGAUUACCGCCUAUAGUUGCACAAAGAAUGCCAAGUGUCUAUAAGAAGGACCAUUUGAUUCUGAUAUAUAUAGAGAACAUGCUAAAGUUGGAGAGCGACUCAAUGGGUGAACUUGUUGGAAGCACAAUGCUUAUGGCAGUGGUGGACAGGUUGAUAGACCUAGAUGUUGAGAUCGGGUUGGAAGAAAUUUUGCAAGAUGAUUCUUAUAAAGGCAUAUUUGAACUGGAGCUAGAAGAAGGAGAUGAGGCUAUAGAUUAUGAUGGUGAAGAUGAUGGAGAGCUUCCAAGAGCUUUAACCCAUAAGUUUUUAAGUGGAAAUGUAAUUGCUGAGAUACUAGAUAGCUUGAUGGUUCUGACUUUUGAGCAUCUUGAAUCCUGUGAAAAUUCUGGUCGUUUGGCUAAGGUAUUUGAAAUUCUUCUCAAGUCUUUCCAAAAAACUGUUAUGACUACAUACAAGUCAAAAUUUGCGCAGUUUGUGAUGUUCUAUGCCUGUGCUCUGGAUCCCGAAAACUGUGGCAUUAGAUUUGCAAUGACGCUUGCUGAUAUUUUUAUUUUGGAUGCUUACCCUCCAGUUACCAGGAUGAGUGCUGUGGCAUAUCUUGCUAGCUAUUUGUCUCGUGGGAAAUUCGUGUCAGCAUCAACUGUGGUUACCAUACUGAAGAGACUUGUGGAUUGGUGCCUUGAUUAUUGCACAAGUCAGGACGGUGCCAUAAACCCAAAGGCACAUAGAGUGUUCUAUUCUGGGUGCCAGGCAAUCAUGUACGUGCUUUGCUUCCGUAUGAGAUCAAUGAUGGACGUUCCUCGACUCAAAUCUCAGCUUCUCGUAAUGCCUAUUGAGUUGGUCUUGAAGCAUAGACUGAACCCAUUGGAGGUCUGCCUGCCAUCUGUAGUAGCAGAGUUUCUCCGACAGGCCAAAGCAGCUCAUUUAUUCACCGUGUCUCAAACAUUUAUUUUCAAUGACUUGCUAGAGUCGGAGAAUUCCAGGGACUUUGGUGGACGUGAAAGGCUGGACAUGUUCUUCCCCUUUGACCCAUGCUUGCUGAAAAGAUGUGACAGCUUCAUCCGGCCAAACUUUGUGUACUGGUCUAUGGUCAAAACCACUUAUGAUGAUGAUGAAGUCAAUAGCAGUGAUGAAGAAGACGACCAUGAAGAUUCUGCAGAUUUGAAUGAAUUAAAUAUCAUGGAUGAAGGGAUGGGAAGGAGCUAUGAGGAGCAAGAAGUUGAUCUUGAUUAUGCAUUAGACAAAAUGUCGAUCACACCUCGUAAUGGCUUAGGCGGCAGGUUUGGAGGUCGAUUUCAUGGACAAAUGCAAAUGCCCUCGAGAAUACGACCUUCCACUAGUCCCGAGUCAUUAUGAUCAUAGAGGUGCUUUCCUUUCAUGCCCCAAAAGAUUGAGGGGUGCUAUUUUGCUGACACCAACUGGUUUCAUUCACAGAGCUGUUGGUUUGUUAUGUAAGUUAUUGCGGGCGAUUGCCAGGAAUCCAAAAGUUUUUGGUAAUAGCUGUAGUGAUGUUAUCUUAUUAGUUAUUACUCAUAUCGUUGUUGUAUAAUAGCACUCAGUAAUUGAUCACUCGAUGGAUAAUUAUAGAAUUUUCCUUUGGAAUUUUUGAGUCAGGGAACCUUGUUUGCAGCUAAAAUGGUGGCUGAGAUGUUGGUGCUGUUUGGUGGAGAAUGGAUUCAUUACCAUCUUGAACUUGUACGAAUCCUUGUGUGAAUUCUUGAUCUAUAGAUCUAUUAGGUACACAACUAUUGCUUUGUACCUA